Messenger RNA from Amaranthus tricolor (Joseph's coat), 1895 nucleotides. RefSeq names its product pentatricopeptide repeat-containing protein At1g05600. Bases 162 to 1670 code for a protein of 502 amino acids. Lineage: Eukaryota; Viridiplantae; Streptophyta; Magnoliopsida; Caryophyllales; Amaranthaceae. The transcript is spliced from 2 exons. Gene Ontology annotation, molecular function: protein binding. The record is from RefSeq and is a predicted model, not a curated record.
AAAAGAAUUAGUUGAAAUCAACCAUAUUUAUAAAUUUGUUCUUUACAAGAUUUCCCAAAACACUCCAUGCCCGAAAGUCGCCCUAACCGACCAUCUUCCACUCCCCUGAGUCCAUCAUCUUCUGGCUUACUUGAAGAGAAGAAGAGUUUCGAUAGCAAAGCAUGUUUGUAAGGUGGCCAAGACUGCUUAAUCCCGCACAGCUCGGGCAGAUUCUAAGACAGCAGAAAAACCCAUAUACUGCCUUAAAGAUCUUUAAUGAAGCCCGAUCAAAGUAUCCCAAUUAUCGUCACAAUGGUGCUGUAUAUUCCACUAUUAUUGACAUACUUGGGAGCUCGGGUUGUUUUGAUGAGAUGAAGCAAGUGAUUGAACAGAUGAAAGACGAUUCAUGUGAGUGUAAAGAUGUAGUAUUUGCUAGUAUUUUUAAGACUUAUGCAUAUGCUGGAAUGCUUGAUGAUGCAGUGUCGUUAUUUAAAAGGCUUCCCGAAUUCAAUUGUGUGAAUUGGACCGUCUCUUUCAAUACCCUUUUACAUAUAAUGGUUAAAGAGUCUAGACUUGAAGCUUUUUAUCAUCUAUUUAAGGAAAAUUCCUCUGGGUGGGCGAUUAAGUCUAGGAUAGGCUCGUUGAAUUUGCUAAUGGAUGUUCUUUGUCAAAUUAAGCGCUCUGACCUAGCGUUGCAAGUUUUUCAAGAGAUGAACUAUCAUUGUUGUUACCCCAAUAAGGAAAGUUAUAGGAUUCUUAUGAAAGGCCUUUGUCAUGAUGGAAGGCUAAACGAGGCUACUCACUUGUUGUAUUCUAUGCUAUGGAGGAUUUCGCAGAAAGGUUGUGGGGAAGAUAUUGUAGUAUAUAGGACUCUCUUAGAUAGUUUAUGCGAUAAUAACCAGAUAAACGAAGCUCUAGAGAUUCUUGGGAAAGUUUUAAGGAAGGGCCUUAAAGCACCCAAGAGUCGCUGCAAACUUGUAGAUCUUAACCAACUUCGUGAUAGUGAAGACGUUGAACAAGCUAAACUUUUGAUCAAUGAAACUUUAGUUAAAGGUGCCAUCCCUAGUUUAGAUAGUUACGCUGCUGUGCUUACUGAUCUAUAUUUAGAGGGUAAGUUUUGUGCGGCUAAUAAAGUGCUCGAUGAGAUGCGUGAAAAGGGUUUCGGCCCAUCUUUGAGGAUAUAUGAAUCAAAGGUAUCAGCAUUGUGCAUGGAUGGAAGAGUCCAUGAAGCUGCCAAGGUUAUAGAGGAGGAAAUGCUGAAGAGGGAUUGUGUACCGAAUUCUCAGGUCUACAAGAUCGUUGUAAGAGGAUUUUGUGAUGAGGGUGAGUUGGAUUUAGCGCUUAAGUUCCUUGAAAUGAUGGAGCGGCAGAAAGGUUGCUCACACGACAAAGAGACAUACAAUGUUGUCAUUGAUAGAUUUUGUCAAGAUGGAAAAUUUGUCGAAGCAAGUAAGAUCAUGGAACGAAUGUUGAGAAAAUCAUUUUGGCCUAAACCGAACACUUUUAGUGCUCUUAUUAGAGGUCUUUGCUCAAUAGACAGAAUUUACGAGGCUGGAAUGUGGUUGGAAGAGAUGCUUAGUCAAGGUAAGGUACCUGAGUCUUGUGUAUGGAAAGUAUUAGUUGCUUCUGUUUGUUGUGACAUACAAGAGAUUCGUGAUUGCGUUGAAUUGCUGGAUCAUCUAAGAAACUAAAUUUGUGUCAUAUACCAUAGGAUAUGCAUAGCUUCUGUACGUCGUUUAGUGGCUUUUUUGGUAGUUUUGGGUCUUCUCUGCUUCAAUGCACAUGCCUUAAUAGAAGGUGGAUCUCGUUUUCCAUACUGAUACAAUUAAGUUUGAGAAUCGAGAUGGUCACCUUGUUUGGUUGUAUAGAUACUAUUCUGGUAAAUGAAAAUCUUUAUUUGCCAAAAAAAAAAGAAA